AUGGUCCAAGCUACGCCCUCCACUUCGACCUCGUCGGCCGCUUCGAUCCCGAACCGCUGGCAACACCUCGACCGGAUUCUGACGCGUCGAGGCCCGUUCGUCGACGAGGACUCGUUCCGGCCGACCACCUUGGACAAGAGCUUCCUGCACACCGAGGCCAAGAUUCUCGUCAUUGGUAAGCGCUCCGCUCGUUUUAGGCGUACGAUGGGGAUUGAAGGUUGACCAUUACAAUCACACGCUCUCUCGUCUCCCUCCAAAGGCGCCGGUGGUCUCGGCUGCGAGAUCCUCGCCAACCUCGCCCUGCUCGGCUUCACGGACCUGCACGUCAUCGACAUGGACACGAUCGACGUCUCCAACCUCAACCGCCAGUUCCUGUUCCGACCCUCGGACGUCGGCCAGUCCAAGGCCGAGUGCGCCGCGCGCUUCAUCAUGCAGCGCGUGCCCGGCGUUAUCGUCACCCCUUACCACGGCAAGAUCCAGGACAAGGACGACGCCUACUACAUGAGCUUCAACAUCGUCGUCUGCGGGCUCGACUCGGUCCAGGCGCGCAGGUGGAUCUCCGCGACGCUCGUGAACCUCGUCGACCCCGAGGUGCCCGAAUCGUUGAAACCACUCGUCGACGGCGGCACCGAGGGGUUCAAGGGUCAGGCGAGGGUCAUCCUCCCGACCGUGACGAGCUGUUACGAGUGCUCGUUGGACAUGUUGACCCCGCCGACGGCGUUCCCGAUCUGCACCAUUGCCAACACGCCGAGGCUACCCGAACACUGCAUCGAAUGGGCGUCCUUGUUGGAAUGGCCCAAAGUUUUCAAAGGUUCGUUCGCUCUCCGAAAUUCGAUGGGGGGGUGGUCCCCUUGCCUCCCUCUUUUUCUGACCGACGAGCUUGCUUCGCAUCGACACAGACAAAAAGAUGGACACGGAUAACCCCGAACACAUCGAGUGGCUCUACACGACCGCGCUCCAGCGAGCGCAGCACCACUCGAUCGAAGGCGUGACCUGGUCCCUGACGCAGGGCGUCGUCAAGCGCAUCAUUCCCGCGAUCGCGUCGACGAACGCGAUCGUCGCCGCGGCGUGCUGCAACGAGGUCUUCAAGAUCGCGUCAUCGUCGAAUCCGUACCUUAACAACUACAUGCUCUACACCGGCAACGACGAAGUGUACACGUACACGUUCGAACACCACAAGAAGGACGACUGCCCCGUCUGCGGCGACACUUCGAUGCGCCUCGAUGGCGUCGUCGGCCGCGACGACACGCUGCAAGAGUUGGUCGACGUCCUGAUCGAGAGGGGCGAGUUGCAGAUCAAGAAACCUUCGCUCUCGCUCGAGAUCGCCUCGCGCGCCGACGACGGAACCCCGGGGCCGACGCGGAGCAAGAAGCUGUACUUCCAGGCACCACCGCAGUUGGAGGAGAUGACGCGGCCGAAUUUAGACAAGACGUUGGGCGAAUUGUUCGAAAGUGUCGAAGGGGGUCUGGUCACGGUCACGGAUCAGGGAUUGCCGUUCAGUCUGGGUCUCGAGAUCAUCUUCAAAAAGGACUGA
Molecule: messenger RNA, 1534 nt
Organism: Microbotryum saponariae
Lineage: Eukaryota; Fungi; Basidiomycota; Microbotryomycetes; Microbotryales; Microbotryaceae
Source: the annotation of a GenBank genome assembly